UAAAAAAUCUUUCUGUGAAUAAAUAACCUCAUGUUACAGUUGUGACAGAUAUUGGUCAUGGUGUCGAGGUCAUCUGUGUGUGACAGGCAGGUCGAUUUGUCUGUGUGUGUGUGUGUGUGUGUGUGCUCUGUUUUGAAUGGGCGUUGGAGUCACAUGGCUACUUGUCAGCAGGCUGGAGGAGGGAACAUAAUCCCGAGGAGGAAGGCUGCAGCUAUCAGUCCGUGCGUGUUGGUCAGAGAGAGAGAGAGAGAGAUUUCCCGGCUUGACCGCUCAUGAUCAGCACAACAUCUCCAACUCUCGUUUCUUUUGUCUCCCUGUCUCACCCUUCUCCUGUUUGUUUUUGCCCUGCACUCUGACCAGGGUCCCCCUUCACAGCGGCAUUCUGCACUACGAUGUCAGGGGUGGCGUCUCUGCUGUGAGCACACAAAGGUUAUGCUGCCCAAAAGCUGCCUGAGUCCCAGUGAGAAAGAGAAGGGCUAAAGCCGCACGGAGCCAAACCAGCUCUGCAGAGGCUCUCCAGCAGCGACUCCUCGGUGGAGCCAUGAGCAGCCCCAGCACCCCCAGCCACAUUACGGAUGCCCGGGCAUCGGUUACUCACAGCCCAGAGGCACCUACUGCCUCAACCCAACAUGGGGCUCCGCACCCUGAAGAGGACGAUGAAGGGGACCUGAACAAAGCCUUGGGGGUCCAGCGCUUCCAGCAGAUCCUCAGCCCCGCUGCGGCCGUCCCUGACGAGCAGCACCACAACUACCACGAGGAGGACAUUGAAUAUCACCGCCACUCCUCUCACCACAUCCACCGACCUCUGUCCAAACUGCCCUACGAGGGGCGCAGGAAGAAGAGCAGCAAGAAAAAGAGAAAGGACAAGGAUCAGGCCAGUGGCAACCAUGCCCCCAGUGGCGGCCCCAUAGAGGAAGGAGAGGAUGAAGAGGAAGAGGAGGAUGAGGCGACGGAGACAACUCCAGUUCCAUCGGAGUCGGAGAAGGUGAAAGAUGUGGAGUUCUUUGUUUCAGAUGAAGACCAGCUGGCCGUGCGGGGCAGAGAGAGCCCGCGCUUGUCCCGUAAGCUUAACAUCGUGCCACAGACUGCGGGGCAGGCGCAUUCUGAAGACGCGUCUUCCUCUGAUAACCCGCCGUCAUCCGACGCCGCCGCCGCCAGCCCCCCUCCCCACUCGGGGCCGCCUGAGCACAUACCGCUGGCCCGGGUCUCCAGCCGCGGCUACGACCUGCAAGAGCGCAGACGCACCGGCAACAUGACGGGCGCCGAGCAGGCCAAGUACCAGCGCGUCCCCACCGACGAGAGCGAGGCUCAGACGCUGGCCUCCGCCGACCUGGACGGCAUCAAGAGUCACCGCUUUGAAGAUGUCCCCGGCGUGCGCAGACACCUCUUCAGAAAGAGCACCAAGGGACAGGUGGUGCACACGGGAAAGGACCACAAGGAGCCGAGCACUCGAAUCCGCAAGCAGGACCGGACUCCGCAUGAGGUGUUUGUGGAGCUGAAUGAGCUGACCAUAGACAAGAACCAGGAGAUGCAGUGGAAGGAGACCGCUCGGUGGAUCAAGUUUGAGGAAGACGUGGAGGAGGAGACCGACCGCUGGGGGAAACCUCACGUGGCCUCGCUGUCGUUCCGCAGUUUGCUGGAGCUCCGAAAGACCAUUUCACACGGUGCGGUGCUGCUGGACCUGGACCAGACGACCCUGCCGAACAUCGCCAACCAGGUGGUGGAACAGAUGAUCAUAUCCGACCAGAUCAAAGCCGAGGACCGAUCCAAUGUCCUGAGGGCUCUGCUGCUGAAACACAGUCACCCGAGUGACGAGAAGGAGCACAGCAGCCCUUUCCCCAGGAACAUCUCCGCGGCCAGCCUGGGCAGCCUGAUCACGCACCACCACGGUGCCAAUCACGGCAAUCACCUGGACCCGUCGGUGACCGACCCGCUCAUGGGCGCCGUCCACGCCGCGGGGGAGACGGAGACGCGGGUCGACAUCGAGAAGAACGAGGCACAGAAGGAGACGGUGUCCGGAAUGCAUCGGUCCAAAUCCAAACAUGAGCUGAAGCUGCUGGAGAAGAUCCCGGAAAAUGCCGAGGCCACUGUUGUCCUUGUGGGAAGCGUGGACUUCCUGGAGCAGAGCACCAUGGCGUUUGUGCGUCUGUUGGAGGCCGUGGAGCUCGAGUCCGUCCUGGAAGUCCCCGUACCGGUCAGGUUCCUCUUUGUUCUGCUGGGGCCCCCCAGCACCAGCAUGGACUAUCACCAGAUAGGACGCUCCAUCUCCACACUCAUGUCUGACAAGCAAUUCCAUGAGGCGGCUUACAUGGCAGACGACAGGCAUGACCUGCUGAGCGCCAUCAACAGCUUCCUGGACUGCAGCAUCGUGCUGCCGCCCUCGGAGAUGGGAGGCGACGAGCUGCUGCGCUCCGUCGCGCGCUUCCAGAGGGAGAUGCUGGCCAAGAGGCAGGAGCAGGGCGUCAAGCUGGCCAUGGAGCCCAAGAGCAUGGAGGAAAAAGGUAACGCCUCGAAUAACCUGUGGCCUGGUUCUGUGACUUCCUGUUCAUCGUCGUUGACGACCCGUUUCCCCCCUCCCAUCGUCACAGAGGCCCUCCUCGAGCCCUUGAAGAAGUCGGACGACCCGCUGAAGCGCACCAGACGCCCGUUCGGUGGGCUGGUGCGAGACGUGCGGCGGCGUUGCCCAAAGUACCUCAGCGACUUCAGGGACGCCCUGGACAGCCAGUGCAUGGCCGCCGUCAUCUUCAUCUACUUCGCUGCCCUCUCUCCGGCCAUAACCUUCGGCGGCCUGCUGGGUGAGAAGACGGACGGUCUGAUCGGUGUCUCUGAGCUGAUCGUGUCGACGGCGGUGCAGGGUGUGAUCUUCUGCCUGCUCGGAGCGCAGCCGCUGCUCAUUGUGGGAUUCUCAGGACCCCUGCUGGUCUUUGAGGAAGCCUUCUUCAGCUUCUGCAAAGCCAACGACAUGGAGUACCUGACCGGCCGCGUCUGGAUCGGGUUUUGGCUCGUCGUCAUCGUGGUGGUCAUGGUGGGCUUCGAGGGAAGCUUCAUGGUCCGCUUCGUCUCCCGCUUCACCCAGGAGAUCUUCUCCUUCCUCAUCUCCCUCAUCUUCAUCUGCGAGACCUUCAUCAAGCUGGCCAGGAUUUUCAACGAGCACCCGCUGACGAGCUGCUCCCUCGGCAACGGCACAGACUCGGACGCCUCGGCGGCCAACGCCACGCUCGCUCUGGGCAACGCCACCCUGCCGGCGGCGGUGCUGAACCAGCCCAACACCGCGCUGCUCUCCUUGGUCCUCAUGGCCGGAACCUUCUUCAUCGCCUUCUACCUGCGCAAGUUCAAGAACAGCGCCUUCUUCCCUGGAAGGUUGCGCAGGGUCAUCGGAGAUUUUGGCGUCCCGAUUGCCAUCCUCAUCAUGGUGCUUGUGGACUACAGCAUAAGCGACACUUACACACAGAAACUGAGCGUCCCUCACGGCUUCUCCGUGACGAGUCCCUCGAAGCGCGGCUGGAUCAUCAGUCCUCUGGGCACCGACGGACAGUUUCCCGUCUGGAUGAUGUUUGCCUGCUGUUUGCCUGCUCUGCUGGUUUUCAUCCUCAUCUUCAUGGAGACUCAGAUCACCACGCUCAUAGUGAGCAAGAAGGAGCGGAUGCUGGUGAAGGGCUCCGGUUUCCACCUGGACCUGCUGCUGAUCGUGGCGCUGGGCGGCUGCUCGGCUCUGUUCGGCCUGCCGUGGAUGGCCGCCGCCACCGUCCGCUCGGUGACCCACGUCAACGCCCUCACCGUCAUGAGCAAGGCCGUCGCCCCCGGAGACAAGCCCCGCAUCCAGGAGGUGAAGGAGCAGAGGGUCACCGGCCUCCUGGUGGCCAUCAUGGUUGGUAUGUCCAUUGUGAUCGGUGACCUGCUGCGUCUGAUCCCCCUGGCGGUGCUGUUCGGCAUCUUCCUCUACAUGGGUGUGAUGUCCCUGAACGGUAUCCAGCUUACCGAGCGCAUGAUGCUGCUGCUCAUGCCCCCAAAGUACCACCCGGACCACACCUACGUACGCAAGGUCCGCACGCUGCGCAUGCAUCUGUUCACCUGCAUCCAGGUGGUGUGUUUGGCGUCUCUGUGGGCCGUCAUGUCCACACAGGCUUCGCUCGCUUUCCCCUUCGUCCUCCUCCUCACCAUCCCUGUCAAGAUGUUCCUGCUGAGCCGCAUCUUCACCGGCAGAGAGAUGGCAUGCCUGGAUGCAGACGACGCAGAGCCCAAGUUUGAUGAGCGCGAGUGUCACGACGAGUACUCGGAGAUGCAAAUGCCCGUCUAACCCGCGGCGACCCCUGACAUCACCACUUAACACAAAAAAAAAAAAAAAAAAGUUUCUACUCACUCUACCAACCAAUGGGAUCCUUCACACUUGAAACCCUUUGACGCCUCAGCACCACCGAGACACCAGGGGGCGCCAUGGAGACCGUCCGGCUGGUUGUUUCGGUCCAUUUGUUGAAGAAACUCUUUUUUUUUUUUUUUUUAUCUGGGGGGCCUUUUCUGCCGGUUACCAGCAUCUGAACGAGAACAGUCGACAGCAUGCGCUCACACAUUAAAUGCUUUUAAGGAUAUAUAUAUAUAUAAUAUAUAUAUAUUUCAGGGUACAAGAGAUUCCAAAUCACUUAACGCAAUCUCCAGCUCGAAAAUUGAAUGUGAUUCCGUUCGAUAGAUUUGCAGUUGAGUUUUUCAUUUUUAGCCCUGAAAGUUGCUCUGAUUCACAUUGAAGAAGUGGAGGAAAUAUGAGAGGUAGCGUUAGUCUUUUAUAUUAACACACUUAUCUAUCCGAGUUUUGUUUUUGUCCAUGUUUUAAGCUCACCAAGCGCCUUAUGAAGGAACAUAAAAAGUCAUACUGAGGUGUUUUAUUCCUCCUCGUUCAGUCUCAGUUUAGACGGCUCAUCACUUGACCCACCCCCCCCCCCCCUCUCUCGUGGCACUUUUUAAGACACCAAAUCUGAACAAUGACUGUAUUUUAUGUAAUUUUUAAAUCUCCGCGUCCUCUUUAAUUCCUUAUACAUCAAUGUUGCUUUUGUUUGUUUGUUGUUUUUUUCAUAACACGAGUUUAAUACAGCGGCAUAAUAUAAAUAAUAUAUAUAUAUAUAAUUACUUUACAUGUCUCCAUGUUUAGGGAACUAACGUAUCGAUGUAGUUUGCUUCACUUGGUGUGUCAACGGGAAUCGUAAUUUACUGGUUUCUUUGUCCAAGUGCCAAAUGUUUGUGUAAAUAGUUUAGUGAUCAGAACAAUAAGCUGCAGUUCAGCCAUCUCGCAUCUUACUGCUGUAACGACGUGUCUGUAAGGAGCCUAAAUCAACAUCAUUCCUUGUCUGAGCAUAACUUGGGCUACAUUUCUUUUGGCAUCAACUAAUUUAAACAAUUCAUUCACGCGGCCCGUGAAGUCGAUCGACCAAAUUCACACAGAAGCUGUGUGGACAAUAAUACUAAUGAUACAUGACUGAGAAGGAAGGCUUUUAUUGAUCUAAAUGUUCAUUUUGGUUUAGUUUUCAUGUCAUGUUGUAUCAGUGUGACAUGGAUUGGUUAAAGCUUUGACUGUGUCAAAUGACUGACAUUCUCAGUCCUCUGUUACUCUGCAGCGUGGAUCCUCACUAUACUUUCCCUUCUGAACCGCCUCGGCCCCGUUUGGUGUUCACAAAGAUCUCAAGUGCCUCUGGGACCAGGAAGUCCGUUUGUUGGACGACGCGCGUUACAAUAGUUUGCACUUUCCAAGAAAAAAAAAUCAAACAUCUCUCCAUUAUUUAUCUUUAGCAAAAUGAGGCAUUAUUGCUGCUUCUGUAGGUUAUUUGUUUUUUUUUUGAUGUACACACGCAUUUGGCUGCACCCGGGGACACUAGAGGGGACGUUGGAGUGACGUGCGUGUGUGUGUGUGUGUUUUGUGUCGGCUUGGUGUGCGUGUGGGUGGACUGAAGUCGGUCUGUGUGUGUCCAAAGUAUCCGUCGAAGCUGCGAAAGGCCGAAACGAUGUUUUGUCCCAUUUCAAAAGCAAGACUGUCUGAAAGGCUGCUGACGUUUCAUUGUACAUUAAAGGUUGAAAUAUUGAUGACAAAUAAAAGUUAUUUUAUAUUUA
Pungitius pungitius (ninespine stickleback) is the source of this 6093-nucleotide messenger RNA. It is a transcript of the gene slc4a2b, whose product is annotated as solute carrier family 4 member 2b. The transcript is spliced from 22 exons. Gene Ontology annotation, molecular function: monoatomic anion transmembrane transporter activity; solute:inorganic anion antiporter activity. Gene Ontology annotation, cellular component: apical plasma membrane; plasma membrane; basolateral plasma membrane. Bases 542 to 4297 code for a protein of 1251 amino acids. The record is from RefSeq and is a predicted model, not a curated record. Lineage: Eukaryota; Metazoa; Chordata; Actinopteri; Perciformes; Gasterosteidae. Gene Ontology annotation, biological process: transmembrane transport; regulation of intracellular pH; monoatomic anion transport.